Molecule: messenger RNA, 4139 nt
Organism: Erinaceus europaeus (western European hedgehog)
Lineage: Eukaryota; Metazoa; Chordata; Mammalia; Eulipotyphla; Erinaceidae
Gene: SEC14L5
Product: SEC14 like lipid binding 5
Exons: 16
Coding region: 205-2268 (687 amino acids)
Cellular component (GO): cytoplasm
Source: RefSeq, a predicted model, not a curated record
GAGCGCUUCGGCCCCGCAGGUCUCGCUCGCGCCCCGCAGGCUCCUCCCUGGCCGGCCGCCCAGUGUGCAGAGCAGAGCAAGCUAGAAGCUCCACCGCCGGUCGGCCCCGCCCGAGACACUGCGAUCCAGGCCAGGCGGCUGCUGGGGGGCCAGGUGCUGUGCUCACUCCUGCCUGGGCACUUCAGCCGGAGCACCUGCGGGAACAUGGUGCAGAAGUACCAGUCCCCUGUCCGCAUCUACAAGUACCCGUUCGAGCUGGUCAUGGCGGCCUACGAGAGGCGGUUCCCCACCUGCCCGCAGAUCCCGGUCUUUCUGGGCAGCGAGGUACUGCACGAAUCCCGCAGCGCGGACGGAGCUGUGCACGUGGUGGAGCGGAGCUGCCGGCUGCGUGUGGAGGCCCCGCGGCUGCUGCGCAAGAUUGCUGGUGUGGAGCACGUGGUGUUUGUGCAGAGAAACGUGCUGAACUGGAGGGAGCGGACGCUGCUAAUCGAAGCCCACAAUGAGACCUUCGCCAGCCGCGUGGUGGUCAAGGAGAACUGCAGCUACUCGGUCCACCCUGAGAAUGAAGACUGGACAUGCUUUGAGCAGUCCGCCUCGCUCGAUGUCCGGUCCUUCUUUGGCUUUGAAAAUGCCCUGGAGAAGAUAGCCAUGAAGCAGUACACAGCCAACAUCAAGAGGGGGAAGGAAGUGAUCGAGCAUUACCUGAGCGAACUCCUCUCCCAGGGCAUCUCGCACAUGCCCCGCUGGACGCCCAGCCCGGCCUGCAAGGAGGGUGCCCGUUCCCUGACUGAGCCCGGGGCCCACGGUGCCCCGGAUGCUAUGGGGCACAGCAGCAACCCCGGCCCUGUGCCAGAGGCCAUCCUCGGCCCCGAUGACAAGCUGGAUGCAGAGUACAUCGAGAGGUGCCUGGGCCAUCUCACACCCCUGCAGGAGAGCUGCUUGGUACAGCUGCGUCUCUGGCUGCAGGAGACCCACAAGGGAAAGAUUCCCAAGGACGAGCAUAUCCUGCGUUUCCUGCGUGCCCGUGACUUCCACCUGGACAAGGCCCGGGCAAUGCUGUGCCAGUCCCUCAGCUGGCGGCGCCAGCACCAGGUGGACCUCCUUCUGCAGACCUGGCGGCCCCCGGCCUUGCUGGAGGAGUUCUACGCGGGCGGCUGGCACUACCAGGACACAGAUGGCCGCCCCCUCUACAUCCUGCGUCUGGGUCACAUGGACACCAAAGGCUUGAUGAAGGCCGUUGGGGAGGAAGCUUUGCUGCAGCACGUUCUUUCUGUCAAUGAAGAAGGACAGAAGAGGUGUGAGGGGAACACCAAGCAGUUUGGCCGACCCAUCAGCUCCUGGACCUGCCUGGUGGACCUGGAGGGUCUCAACAUGCGGCACUUGUGGCGGCCGGGCGUGAAGGCGCUGCUGCGCAUGAUCGAGGUGGUGGAGGACAACUACCCCGAGACCCUAGGCCGGCUUCUCAUCGUGCGCGCCCCCCGGGUCUUCCCGGUGCUCUGGACGCUGGUCAGCCCCUUCAUCAAUGAGAACACCCGGCAGAAGUUCCUCAUCUACAGUGGCAGCAACUACCAGGGCCCCGGGGGCCUCGUGGACUAUCUGGACAGAGACGUGAUCCCCGACUUCCUUGGGGGUGACUGUGUGUGCAAUGUCCCUGACGGAGGACUGGUCCCCAAGUCCCUAUACCUGACGGAGGAGGAACAGGAGCACGCAGACCAGCUGCGGCAGUGGAGGGAGACUUACCAGGCUGCCAGCGUGUUCCGAGGGGCCCCCCAUGAGGUGGCCGUGGAGAUUCUGGAGGCUGAAUCGGUGAUCACCUGGGACUUUGACAUCCUCAGAGGGGACGUGGUAUUCAGUCUGUACCACACCAAGCAGGCACCGGGACCAGGGCCCCUGGAGCCCACGGAUAGAGACCGUGUCCCAGGUGCCAGCUGCAGCCUCGUGGAGUCUCCGCUGGUGUGCCGGGAAGGGGAAAGUAUCCAGGGCUCCCACGUGACCCGCUGGCCCGGUGUCUACCUGCUGCAGUGGCGCAUGCGUGGCCCCGACAGUGUGGCCUGCAGCCUUCAGGGCUCAGAGGACGUCCUCCCGGCCCUGCACAGCCCUGGGCCGCGCUGCAAGCUGCUCUAUUACUACGAGGUGCUGGCUUCAGAGGACUUCAGGGGCUCCAUGUCGAGCCUGGAGUCCUGUACCAGCGGAUUCUCCCAGCUCAGCGCCACCACCUCCUCCACCUCCUCCGGCCAGUCCCACAGCAGCUCCUUGGUGUCCAGAUAGCCGCCGGCCGAGCCCAUCUGCAGGUGUCCUGAACCACAGCCAGCUUGCUAUGGGCACUAGGGCCACGUGAGCUGUGGCCUGGUCUGGACACUGCUGCCCAAGCCGGGUGCCGGACGCUUUGAAGUCACAGGGACAGAACCAUCUCUGGGCUUCCUAGCAGGAAGUCAAGGGUGGGCAGACGCCUUGAAGGCUCAGGGAUCUCAUCAGACUUAGAGACCCCUCCUCUCUGGUUUUGCCUUCCCACCCCUUGGGUGCCUUCCCCACCCAGAGGGGACCCUGUCACCCCAUCAGGGGACUCCUUCCCCAACUCAGCUGCAGAAGAGAACCCUUCCCUCCCCAUAAUAUUCUGUCUUGAGUCCCACGGGAUUGUGUCCCACAAUCAACCGUGAGCUGAUCACGGUUUCCGGGGGAGGUGAGGGGUGGGUGGUGGGUGGGAUGGACACCGAUGGGUCGGCAGGGACCUGUGUCCAGUCCAGACCGAUCACUGUGCAGGGUGAGGAUGCAGGGACUGGCCAGCCUGGGUCAAGUGCUUGUUCCUGGUACCCAUCACCUAGUUUAAGGGCUCAAGUGGAGAGCCUUCAGGAAUAUGCCUCCCCCCUCAAAAAAGGAAGAAGCAUGCUGGGUAGGCAGAAGUGAGGGAUGUUCAUCAUUGCAUCUGAUUACACAGAAGGGUGAAGGGAACGGCUAGCUGCUAGCUCCCCUUCCUGUGGGGAGCAGCCUGUUGGGCAUGCAGUCCACUUUCCCCUGCUCUUGGAACAUGGCUGAGUUUCUGCGAGUGGGAGCACCCAGGGUUUCUGCUAUAUUCCAGGCAGUGAGGAAGCAGUUCUGGCUUGUAUAGAUUCUCUCUGAAACCCGUUAUCACCUGAGGACUGUUUAACGGUGACCUUUUGCGGUUAUAAGUAACACAACCCACACAAAAGGGCAGCUAUUCGUGUGUGUGUGUGUGUGUGUGUGUGUGUGUGUGUGUGUGUACAGCCAGUCCGGGAGAUUUGCUUCAGGUAAGGCUGGAUCUAGGUACUUGGUACUGCUUCAGGAUGCCUCUGGGGGGUGUCCUGGGGCAAACCUGACCUCCUAAGCCAGCACCACUGCUGACCCAUUUAACUUUUCAAGGGGAGACUAACAUCUCCUAGGAGCCUGAGGACUUUCUCAUUCCCUUCCCUGGGUCCAGGUAAAGGUUAUGGGCCCCUCGUCAAGGCAGCCUGCAGUCUGAUGUCAUUGGCUUUUUGGUGUUUGCUUGUAGAGGGACUUAAAAAUUGGGGCAUUUCAUACAGAAUUUGGGGUUUCUGGUUCCCUUGAGGCACUUGGGAGGGUCAGCAGAACUGGGCCAGCUUUAACCCUGAGUGGGACCACCUGGUGGCCACCCCUCUCUGUCAUCUGCACCUCCCCUAGUUUAUCUGCCCAGUGGGAUCCCUGUGGGGUCUCAGUCUGCAGCCUGGGGUGUCAGGUCAGGCUUGCUGUCUUUGCUGGCUGACCCCUGUGUUGCCAGAGGUGGGAGGAGGGUUUGCUGGUGGCAGUAACUGCAGGAAGGUACCUGGUGGACUGACGCUCAGGGCCGAGUCUGCAGGAGGGGAAGGAGCCACCUGUCCAGGGACACCUGCUCCUGCAUCCUCUCCUGCUGGCUCAGGAGAAGCUGAGGCCUGAGAGCAGCUGGAGGGCUGGGCAGUGCUCAUCAACAAGCCACUCCUAGAAAGUAUUAGUGAUUUACAAAAUUAUAGUAGAUGUAUAAUUCCACAAUUCCCACUAUCGGAGCUUUGUGUCCAUCCCCCCUCCAGCAGAAAUUAACUAGUUCUCCCAAGGUCACAGAUACAGGUCGACUAUAUGCCUAAUCUAUCUCUCCCCCCAUUUUUAUUCACCCCUAUAGCCCUGCCUUC